Cooperia oncophora is the source of this 336-nucleotide messenger RNA. NCBI's taxonomy places the organism in Eukaryota, Metazoa, Nematoda, Chromadorea, Rhabditida, Trichostrongylidae. The record is from the annotation of a GenBank genome assembly.
AUGCAGUCCCUGCUCGGUAAAUAUUCCUACUGUUUCAGGCACGCUGGAUAUUCUUAUUGUGGAGAUACUGCUGCUCAUGCUUUCAAACAAAUCGUGCCUGAAAAUGUCGAUCGUGUUUUCGUAUUAGGACCAUCACAUGUUGUUUGCCUGAAUGGAUGUGCUCUUACUACAUGUAGUAAAUAUCGUACACCACUUGGCGAUUUACACAUUGAUAUGGAAGUUAAUGACGAACUUCGAGCGACACGUCAAUUCGAUCUUAUGGAUAGAAGCGAUGAAGAGGCGGAACAUAGUAUUGAAAUGCAAAUGCCGUUCAUUGCAAAGGUUAUGGAAGGGUAA